AUGGCUGGCUUGAAGGAGUCUUUAGGCUUUGUACAUUUCAAGGAAAAUAAACCAUUAUCUGAAGAAAUUCCCGAUCCAUCACCUCUUGUUCUGCCUGGAUAUAAUUUACCAGAGAAUAUUUUCAAUCACGGCAAACCUUUUUACGCAGAAAAGGAUUCUUUAACAGGAAAAAUUGAUUUUCAGCAAAAAUCUCCUGUUGCGAAAACUGAUGACGACUUGUACGAUUAUGUAGAUGAACCAAACAGCUCGAAUAUUUAUGACAAAGCAAAUAUAGAUCGUAAAGAUGGCAGUCUAAGUAGUCAUCGCCCAAGUGAUGUUAACCAAUUAAUUCCCAAUUUUCAUGACUUUUUGAACUUGCCCGUCAAAUAUAACUCAGCUAAAUAUGUAUAUCCUUUGAUUUCUAGCUCUUACGCCAGUACAAAAUAUCAAGGAAGCGUGAAUAAAUUUCACAACCACAAAGAUUAUCCCAAUAAAAUGACAACGAAAAAACCGUUGGUUAGUCCAACGUAUUAUUCUACGGAGAAAUACUUUAGAGUUACAUAUACAACAACAACCCCUACAACUACUACGACACGAACAACCACCACAACAACACAAAAACCACAAGAAACAACUAAAUCAAUUAAUCUUUUAAAUACAGGAAUGGGUGUAGGAUUCUCGGAAGAAUUUGAAGAUUAUUAUGACACGACUGUUGAUGUAACUACGAAAAAACCAAGUACAACAACCACUAAACGUUCGACACCUAGUACAACAGAAUUUCGUAAAAUUGUCCAUACAACUCCCAGACCAACAAGCACAACAACUAAAAAAAUGUUAAGUUUAUUUGAACAACUCUUUGGAGAAUAUGACGAUGAUAUUUCUGCUACCACUACAACAUCCACUACAACUACAAAGCCCACAGAAAAAGUGAAAACACAAAAAACUACUAUAAAACCUUCUACUACAAGUACUACCACAACAACAACUACUACUAUGAAAACGUAUAUUAGUAAUCCACCUAGAAAACACGUUUAUUCUACAGAACCCGAAUUCAAUUAUGAAUAUGAAGAUAUUGGCGAUAAUAUUGCUGUUGAAAGUAAACCUGUAGUGACAAUUGAGAAUGAUUUAAAAGUACAGCCUUUGCAUAAAAAUACUACUGAAAAAUCCUCAGAUGUAACUACUGUAAAAUAUGUAAAAAGUACUGAUUAUUACGAUUAUCCUGAUGAAAACCCUGUUGUUACCACCACAACUAAAAAAUCGUUCGUUACACCACCAUCUACUAAUAAAGUUACAUCCUUACCACUUGGUGAAAACCAUUUAACAACUUCAGGUUAUGAGCCUUUUAAACAUCGAGACCCAAUAAUAGUGGCGACACAGAAUCUCAGAGAAAAAUUAAACAGCGAGAAAGUAAUACCACGACCAUUCGAAAAACCAUCUAUACCAAGUCAGAAUAAUGUUCACAUACCUCAUGAUCAAAAUUCAGUAUCGUUUGUCUUAGGAAACCAACAAAAUGUUAAUGGAGUUUAUUAUGACAGUAAUCCUUUUAGACCUUAUUAUGGCAAUGAUACUGUUGGAAGUGCUGUAACUAUCCAACCUCAAAGAAACUCUGAGGCUUCUCUUGCCAUCGGUGUCCCUGUUAAUGGUAUAAACAAACAAACUCCUGGACAAGUGCUUGAUGAAAAAUUGGAACUAGAUAACCCUUUAAUAAGUCUACAAGAUUCUACAAAAACAUUAACCAGUAAGGUUGUUUUCCCUAACGAUAAACAACCUGAAUAUCCUGAUUUUAUGCCUCCGCCUCCACCCAGUAGACAACCAGCGACACCCAACAGAGAAAUACUACAAUUAAAUUCGGGUCCUAUUCUUCAUCAGCUGCCAAGUGAUUUAACACCUCCAAGGGAACAAGAAGUGAUGGCGCCCAAGAGACCUUAUAGUAGACCUCCGUGGGAUCCAAGACCAGGACAUUUUUACAGUGAUAAUCCACCUGAAGAAAAAGGAAGCGAUGAUCAACCCGGUUUGUAUCAGACGCCACCGCAAAUCAAAAUAGCCAAUAGAAGAGCCGAUACUGAUGUUACCGAAGUGGAGACUCUACAAAUGAUUCAAGCGAAAAACGCUGAUAAGAGGAACAAAGAUCCCCCUGGUUUUCAGCCCGUUGUAAAUAUUCAACCCGAAAAAGAUAUUAAAAUCGACAAUAAUGACAAAACCAUAUAUAAGGUGUAUCCAGUAAAUUCUGCUCCAAUAAAAUUAGAUGUAAUCGAUGACAGCAACAAAAAAGAAAGUGUGGUGAUAGGAACUCGUUCGGAACGUCCCUUGCCGCCAUCUAAAAUAAACCAAGACUUUGAUUUGCUGUUUGAUACCAAGGAUAGAAACGACGAUCCGAUUUUAAAACCACAUAAGCCUCCUCCAUUUCCUGUAAAGUCUGAUUUUCCUUAUCCUCUAGAACGUCCGGGAUUGGAACCUAAUCUUAAUGUAAUGCCAGUUCCGGAAGCUCCUUCAAAAAAUGGAAACGACUUAGAUGAGCCUGAUUAUUUUUCAAACAAUCAAUGGAACAGUAUUGGAGAUACUUAUGAACCAAAAAUCAUCACUGGCCAAAAAAUUACUGGUAUAAACCAAAUAUCCGUAACGCUCAAAACCCACACCGACAAACCCAUCGCUGUUGCUUAUACACCAACGGAACCGAAUUCUAUCGUAGACAAAUAUUCGAUGCCAAAUUACGGAUCUCCAGUCAUACCCGAAAUAAGGCCCGGCGAUUCUAAUAAAGUGUUUACAGUUAGCGCUGUAAUGCAUGCUCAUCAUGAGAGUCCAUCUGGAAUUGUAAGUAGCGUUGAUAAUAUACAUAGAAUCGAUGAAACUUCUAAUCAUAAAAACGAUUUGAGCGUACCCGAUUAUCCAAAGUUGGAUUUCGAAGCGCCGUUUCAGGCUAGUUUAAAUAUUGAAAAUACGAUGAAUCAAGGAUGGUCCGUGGUAGUCCGAAACAAGAACACGACAACAACAGAAUCUCCAGAGGCAACAACUCUUCCUUAUGCCACGACUAGCGAAUUCGACAUCGAAAAUUUCAAACCACAACUCGAAGGAGGUUUUAAACCAAUUUUCAAUUUUCCCGACGAGGACAAAAAGUUCGUAGAUACCAAAGUGAGUGAUAGGGACGAGUGA
Messenger RNA from Diabrotica balteata, 3129 nucleotides. Lineage: Eukaryota; Metazoa; Arthropoda; Insecta; Coleoptera; Chrysomelidae. The record is from the annotation of a GenBank genome assembly.